This is a messenger RNA of Mesocestoides corti, 762 nucleotides long. NCBI's taxonomy places the organism in Eukaryota, Metazoa, Platyhelminthes, Cestoda, Cyclophyllidea, Mesocestoididae. The record is from the annotation of a GenBank genome assembly.
AUGCGCACUGGUCUUUGUUCGACGGGCACGACGCCGAUGCGUUGUGGGAAAAAUGGCCGGGUGCCCGUAUUCGUGACAAGCGGCCACCUUGAGGUCAAAAGCGACGGCCCUCCUCGCCCUCACAUUACUUGGAAUCCAUCCUCCCAGACACACAAACCGAACCCGUCGGCGAAACGAAUCAACCCGCCGACCAAACCUCCCAACCCCGACUUAGACGCUGCCCAUUGUACUCGCGCACCCGCCCAGGGGGGAUUCAAGACCGCCGGCACAGCCCACAACGGAGCCCGCUCCAGACGCCGAACUACCCCGACCGCGUCGGCACAACGCCCCGGUGAUACAGCCCACUCGCCCGUGAAACCGCGCACCACCCAAAGCCAGCAGCGCGCCCCGGAGGAGCCCCAGCGUAAAACCUUCAAGAACCCCCGCCGAAACCCACCACGGGUUCCUGCGCGAACCCCCCAAGCGCAAACCCAAACCGUCGAGUCAACGAAUCGCGGAACGUGUCAAAAACGGAUGUAUUUGAUAAAGCUCUCGCGCCUCGCUUUUACAUGGUUAGAGGGUAGACAGGAAAGCGGUGGCUCCCACGAAAUCGACGUUGCCAUCGGCAUCGCGGUGCUUGUUCACGUACUCGUCGACGGCGGCCUCGGCGACACCAAGAGUACUGGCGGAGGCGACCAGGUCUUCACCCUUAAUCUUGCCAUCGACGGCCUUGUCCUUCAGAGCGGUUUCAAUCUCUGCGUGGCUGGGCAUUUUCAAACGUAG